AUGUUGACGGCUCAAAGUAGGCAGAAGAGUUACGCUGAUGUUGGGCAUAAAGAUCUAGAGUUUGAGGUAGGUGAUAAAGUAUUUCUGAAAGUGGCACCUAUGAAGGAGGUGUUGAGAUUUAGCAAGAAGGGUAAACUGAACCUUUGGUUCAUCGGGCCAUUUGAGAUCCUAGAGCGGAAUGGUCUUGUAGCUUACCGACUGGCCUUGCCACCAUCUCUUUUUGCAGUCCACAAUAUUUUUCAUGUUUCCAUGUUGAGGAUGUACGUAGCAGACUCAUCUCAUGUUGUGGAUUAUGAGCCUUUGCAUUUGAAUGAGAACCUGAGUUACGAAGAGAAGUCUAUUUAA
Messenger RNA from Benincasa hispida (wax gourd), 345 nucleotides. Lineage: Eukaryota; Viridiplantae; Streptophyta; Magnoliopsida; Cucurbitales; Cucurbitaceae. The record is from RefSeq and is a predicted model, not a curated record.